Messenger RNA from Cyprinodon tularosa, 2774 nucleotides. Its product is annotated as extracellular calcium-sensing receptor-like. Gene Ontology annotation, molecular function: G protein-coupled receptor activity. Bases 4 to 2598 code for a protein of 864 amino acids. Gene Ontology annotation, biological process: G protein-coupled receptor signaling pathway. Gene Ontology annotation, cellular component: membrane. The record is from RefSeq and is a predicted model, not a curated record. Lineage: Eukaryota; Metazoa; Chordata; Actinopteri; Cyprinodontiformes; Cyprinodontidae. The transcript is spliced from 8 exons.
AGUAUGCCUCUACUUGCUUUUUUUUCUUUGCUUUAUUAUGUCAUUGUUUUGUCUUUAAUAAAUUCCUCAGUUUCCAGAUACACCUCCUCAGCUGCAACAGGAAUCAGAGACUGUUUUCUCCAAAACAGCUUUGAGCCAAGCUUUGUUGCCAAAGGUGACUUCAUUAUUGGAGGGAUUUUCCCCCUUCAUUAUAACCAAGAAAUGCCUGAUCAGAACUACACCUACCGACCACAACCAGUAAAGUGCAAUGGAUUUGAUCCAAGGGCUUUCCGUUGGGUUCAGACUAUGAGGCUAGCAGUGGAGGAGAUAAACCAGAGCUCAAAACUACUGGCCAAUCAUACCCUGGGAUAUAAGAUUUUUGAUUCAUGUGCAUAUCCACUGACUGGUCAGAGGGCUGCUCUGGCUGUGCUAAAUGGGCUUAGUGAGGAAAACUCUCCCAUGUGCACAGGUGCCUCUCCGAUGCUUGCUGUCAUUGGAGAAUCAGGAUCUGCACAGUCCAUUGUGGUUUCAAGACUCCUGCAAGCAUUUAGAAUCCCAAUGAUCAGCUACUUCUCAUCGUGUGCCUGCUUUACUGACAGAAGGAAACAUCCCACGUUUUUCAGAGUCAUUCCUAAUGAUGACUACCAGGUGAAGGCCAUUGCUCAACUUCUGGUACACUUUAACUGGACUUGGGUUGGGCUUAUUCGAGGAGAUCAUGAAUAUGGACGCUUUGCAGUGCAAGGCUUACUGCGGGAACUGGAGGGCAGCAAAGUCUGUGUGGCUUACCAAGAAAUGAUCCCUCUGCUCUACAGCACACAAAGGGCAAUGGAAAUUAUACAGGUAAUGCGGAGCUCUUUGGCAAAGGUAGUGGUGGUAUUUUCAGCUGAAGGGGAAAUGACACCUUUCCUGAGAGACUACAUGAUGCAGAACAUUACUGGAAUCCAAUGGGUGGCAAGUGAAGCCUGGAUCACAGCAUCUGUCUUUACAGGAAGAGAAUUUUACCCCUACCUGGGGGGCACCAUUGGGUUUGGCAUCAGAAAAGGUCAUAUUGCUCAACUCAGUGAAUACCUGCAAACAAUCAACCCUAAAAGAUAUCCCAAUAAUUCUCUGGUGGGUGAGCUUUGGGAGGCUCUGUAUGGCUGCAGUCCUUUUGCAUCCUUUGCCAACAAAUUGGCCUUGUGUUCAGGGAAAGAGGUCUUGUUGGAACAGCACUCAGCCUACACAAAUACGUCGAGUCCUAGAGUGGCUUACAAUGUCUACAAGGCUGUUUAUGCAGUUGCCUAUUCCCUGCACAACCUCCUUCUUUGUCAACCUGGCAAUGGGCCUUUUAAAAAUAAUUCUUGUGCUCAGAGCAACCAUAUUCUACCCUGGCAGCUUCAGUAUUACCUGCAAGAAGUCAGGUUCAAAAUUGCUGGAGAGGAGGUCAAUUUUGACCUGAAGGGUGACUCAGUACCAUACUAUGACAUUAUCAACUGGCAGAGAGGCGCAACUGGAAACAUUGAGUUUGUUAACGUGGGAUUGUUCGACGGAACUAAGCCUUAUGGAGAAGAGCUGCUGAUCCAGGAGGGAAGAAUAAUAUGGGCAGGUCAUCAGAGUGAGGUGCCAGUGUCUGUCUGCAGUCCCAGCUGCCCUCCAGGUUUCAGGAAAGCUGUCCGUCGUGGGCAGCCUGUAUGCUGUUUUGACUGUGUACCAUGUGAUAGUGGCAAAAUUAGUAAUCAGACAGAUUCAUUAGAGUGCAUGUUUUGUCCUGAAGACUUCUGGUCAAACCAAGAGAGAACAGCAUGCAUCCCCAAGAGGGUGGAGUUCUUGGCCUAUGAUGCGUUGGGUAUACCUCUGACAGUCAUCUCAGUAGUGGGUGCUUCGCUGACUAUUGGUGUUUUUGUUGUGUUUUUCUACCAUAGAAAUACAGCAGUUGUUCGAAUGAAUAAUUCAGAACUCAGUUUUUUAAUUCUGUUUGCCCUAAUACUGUGUUUCCUAUGUUCUCUUGUUUUUAUUGGAGAACCCACAGUCUGGUCAUGCAUGCUUCGUCACACUGCCUUUAGCAUUACAUUUUCACUUUGCAUCUCCUGCAUCUUGGGAAAAACCCUGGUUGUUUUGGCUGCUUUCACUGCCACCAGGCCAGGGGACAACAUUAUGAAGUGGUUAGGACCCAAGCAGCAGCGUGUCAUUAUUUUCAGCUGCACUCUUGUACAGGUAGUUAUCUGUGCCUCCUGGCUAAUUGAUGCUCCCCCUUAUCCAAUACGAAAUACUAAUUAUGAGCGCUCAAAGAUUAUACUAGAGUGUAGUGUUGGGUCAAGCUUUGCCUUUUGGUGUGUUUUAGGAUACAUUGGUCUCCAGGCAUGUCUUUGCUUUUUGCUGGCAUUUCUGGCUCGCAAGUUACCUGGAAACUUCAACGAGGCCAAAUAUAUAACCUUUAGCAUGUUAAUCUUCUCCACUGUGUGGCUUGCUUUCGUUCCUGCUUAUAUAAGUGCCCCCGGAAACUAUGCAGAUGCAGUUGAGUCAUUUGCCAUUUUGGCCUCCAGUUUUGGAUUAUUGUUUUGUUUGUUUGCUCUCAAAUGUUACAUUAUUCUGCUGAAACCAGAAAAAAAUACAAAGCAGCACCUUCUAGGUAAAGAAUAAAUGUAAAUCACACCUUUUUAAAAAUAAGUUCUUGACAUUUCUAAUUAGUAAUGUUAGUUUUUCAAGAAUCUUUUCAGUCUAUUUCUAAUCCAUUAAAAUUGUUUUAUCAUUUAUUGUUGGUUCAAUGUCUAUUUGUUUUAACCAGGGUAAUGUGAUAUUAAUUAUGUGAGUGACAA